This is a messenger RNA of Priapulus caudatus, 831 nucleotides long. RefSeq lists its product as uncharacterized. The record is from RefSeq and is a predicted model, not a curated record. The coding region runs from base 1 to 831 and encodes 276 amino acids. NCBI's taxonomy places the organism in Eukaryota, Metazoa, Priapulida, Priapulimorpha, Priapulimorphida, Priapulidae. The transcript is spliced from 4 exons.
AUGGCGCUGCUGCACUGCAUUGCUGUCCUACAGGAGCUGGGCAUGUUGUGCCAGAGGGCGACACCAGCGCGCAUACCGACCGAACAGCCUCUAUCGGGCCAACGGAAAAGCCUUCCAAACCCAACUGUUGACAUUGAGAGAUCGACCCUCGAUGAGCCAUACUACGAGGCGACGCUAGGUGGCUCCACCGGCAGGGCCGACAGCGGCGCAGGCUCGACAGAGGGCGCUUUUGCGAGAGUGUUCUGUGCUGAUCUACCCUGCUUGACUCGCUGCAGCUAUAAGAAGCACAGGGAUCAGGUGAAGCGACUCCAGGUGGUGCCACGCUACGAACCCGUCUACAUCGACGCCCCGUUCGAAACCAAACCACAAAUACCGCCGACGUACGCCGAGCCGCAGGUGGCGCCACCGUACCCCGAGCCACCACACGUGGCGCCACCGCACGUGGCACCGCCGCACGUGGCACCACCGUACCCCGAGCACAUACACGGAUACGAAACGCAGGAGCUGGGCAUGUUUGUGCCAGAGGGCGACACCAGCGCGCAUACCGACCCGAACACCUCCUAUCGGCCAACGACGCCGCCCAACCCCAACGUGACGUACGGGCCGCCCCAGACGACGACGACGACGACGAUGGCGGGGGCGAGGGUGCAGCCACCGGACCAGCGCAAGGACAUACCUUACGUGGAAACUGCACUGGAACAGAAGGUGAGGUUAUCAUCUGAGUUCAAGUCGAUGAGAUAUCGAGAGUUUGGGUUGAUGUGCGCAGAAGCAUCAAGGACAGGGCAGGGCAUGGCCUCGGCGUGGCGUACAAGGCGGCAGGUGCGCCACUAA